Linum tenue is the source of this 1850-nucleotide messenger RNA. NCBI's taxonomy places the organism in Eukaryota, Viridiplantae, Streptophyta, Magnoliopsida, Malpighiales, Linaceae. The record is from the annotation of a GenBank genome assembly.
GUCUUUUCCCCCGGUAACCACCACGAUUCAUUGCUUCUUUCUCCGUCGCCUAUAAUUCUUUUCUCCUUCUCCCCCAUCGCAGCACGCUGGUCGCCUCCACUCUUACUUACGCCAGAGUAGUCCAACAACCACUUUAUCUUAGCGGCGCUCAACUCCUUGCAUCCAACUUCCGUCGGCUCCUGCUCCGUGGUCUACUCGAUCAGAUUGCUCUGGUGGUUCGUGACCCAGGUAGUAUCAGUAACAGUUGCAGCGGCAGCCACUUGAGAUUGAAUCAACUCCGAGGACUCAUGUAGCGCCAAUCCUCACCCCGCCUUUUGUAAUCGGCCCCAAUUGCGGAGAGGAGUAAUCGGGACGCCAAGCAUUGAAUCUGAUGCGGAUUUGCCUAGGGUUUCAGGGGAAGCAGCGUACAAUCUAAAGAGUCAGAGAUGCUUAAAAGACUAGGACUUUGCAUGUUAGAGUUGUGUUUCUAAGUUCUAUAGAAUUUGGAUGCGUAUGAGAUUCUUUAUAACCGUUGUGUUUCUUAGCAUAUAUGAUUGAGGGCUCUCUCGAAGCUUUGCUUUAUUCUAUUGUUGUUGUAAAAGUCAUUGAAUCUCUUGAUUGAAAUCUGGGUACAGGAAAGGGGCAUCAACCUCGGUGAAGAUUUUGAUGGAGAUGAGAAGGCGAGGUAUUCUUCAAGCAUGAGAGGCAGGGACGUAGAUGAUUCCAAUGCUUUGGUUGUUUACAAUUUUCCAUUUAUGUUUUGUUGGUGGGGUUCUUCAAAGUUGGGGUGUAGCACUGUGUGGUAUUCUUCUGGUUGGGGCUUACAUUUCCCCAUUCUCAUUACCAGGUUGGAUUUAGGAUUGCUAUUGGCCCGAUUUUUUGCGUUUAGGAUUUGUAUGGGCUGGCUGUUUAGCUUUCAAUCUAGGAGAAGCUGAGGGUUAGAGUGAGUCUAGAGGAUUAGAGUGAAUAGGCUUGGAUCACUUAAAAGUAUCAUGCACUAGAAGAAGCAAAUGGAAAUCGGCGGCGACAUUUCAGCUCCUGAUUUUGUCAAAGUGGCCAAGGCUACUUGGAUUUCUUAUGGGUCUCACUGUCCUGGGACUUGAGCUUCUAGAGAGGCUGACCAUUCUUGAGGAAACCAUGAUGGGAACCAGUUAGCUUCCAAUUAAGGAGAAUCACUAUCUGACGUAUUCGAAAUCUUGGCUGGUCUGCUGGAUGAGGGGUCAAGAUUUGUCAAGACCGCUACUUUGACUAUGCAGGUUCUAAUGACAUCAAGAAUCUUCCUAUGUGUAAAGAACCCUACAAGGAUCUUGAUGAGGCAGAUGAGGAGAAAGAUUAUGACUGCGGCGAAGAAGACGAGGAGGAAGAUCAAACUCUAUCGCUGUCCAAAGAUUUCCAUUGCUCAGCUGAAUGAUUUCGAAACCAUGGAGGCACACACUGUGGAAGAGGAUCCAGAAGAGUACUUUUGUGGACACUAUAAGACCACAUCUUCCAUUGCUAAAGCCAACAACUGACUAAGAUUCUUGAGCAUGGGAGCCUUGGAGGAUCAACCUCUUGCGGGUUGAAAAGAAAGCAUGCUGAUGCCGCUGACCCUGUGGAGUAAUACUAUUGCUGUAGAUUUUGUGACCUUAAGAGCCACAACUUGCAGCUUCUACUUAGUAUUCUGUUUUCAUUUAGUUUGAGCUUGAGACUCUGUUUCUAGGUUGUUUCCUUAUAUAUUGUAUUUUUUCUUUAGUGUCAACUGUGGAAUACAGUAGUGUUGUUUGGCUGCAGCCUUUUCUCAUUUGUUUAAUAGUUUUUUCCUUAUGAGAUGUCAUCUUUUCCAAUCUCAAGGUUAAUUGAGCCCUCCAAAAUCAUUUUCAGGUUUAAUGGAG